AUGUCAAUUGCGAAAGAUAUCGCUACGGAAAAGGCCAGUGGAACUCCCCAUUCUGCUACUGAGAAGGUCCGUCGAAUUCUUCACUCAGCUGCCGACAAGGCUAAUGGAACCCUCCACUCCGCUACCGAGAAGACCCAGUCGGCCAAGCAGUCAACCUCCGUCCAGCGCUACAUCGUCGGUCCUGACGUCUACACCAAGGAGUGCUUCGUUUCGGAUCGACCAUGGCCUCUCGCUGCGUCAAGUCUGAGAUGCCGCUCGCUCGACUCAUUCUUUAUGUUGCCACGGUUCUCGUUGUUCUCGGAUUUCGAGGUGCACCCACUUACUCCUCGCUUGGCACUGCUGAGAAGCGCCUGGGUCGGACUGGUCUCGAUCCUGGCCACCCUUGUCAUCUCUCCUGCCUUCGGAUACACCCGCGUCCAUGCUUUUAGUUCUCGUGCCGAAAACGAGAAGCGCAGGGGAUCGGGUUCUGCAUCAGCCCCCGUCUCGGAUGAACGACCUAUGUCGUCGACUAUUGCGACGGGACCGUUUGAGGCGUACCGCAAGCAGCCAAGCAAGACGGGCACCGGUGGUGGCUGUCGUCAUCCCCGACAUGGGGCGAAUGCUGCCGUUGAAGCUGUUUCUGAGGCUCUUGCUGCUACCUAG
Molecule: messenger RNA, 642 nt
Organism: Linnemannia hyalina
Lineage: Eukaryota; Fungi; Mortierellomycota; Mortierellomycetes; Mortierellales; Mortierellaceae
Source: the annotation of a GenBank genome assembly